This is a messenger RNA of Cannabis sativa, 953 nucleotides long. Its product is annotated as E3 ubiquitin-protein ligase ATL23. The transcript has a single exon. The record is from RefSeq and is a predicted model, not a curated record. The coding region runs from base 188 to 739 and encodes 183 amino acids. Lineage: Eukaryota; Viridiplantae; Streptophyta; Magnoliopsida; Rosales; Cannabaceae.
UCAGAUUUAUUAGUUAGUUAAUAUCAAUCAUAAUUAAAUAUUAUUUUUUAUUCAUUAAUUAAAUAGCAAAAACUAAACACAUACUUAAUUACACGUAGGCAUAACACACAUAUAUAAAUAGAGAUACACUGAUUAUAAUUAAACUAUUUAUUCAGCUGAAAAACGAAAAGAGUUGCAAUAGAAAAGAAUGGAUGAAUCGAUGGAGUACUACUCUCCUUCUCCUUCGCCGUUUCCGUUUCCAAUUCCGUCGUUCGAUUCGGAUUCGGAUUACGACCUCCAACGAAUGGUGACCAGAUGGUUUCUACUGGCUCUUUUCGUCGCAGUACUGGUCUUGGCGGUUUUCGCCAGCACAGUUAAUUGUAGUCGGCCUAGGAGGGUGUGUAGGGCAAGCAGAAGUAGUCAUCCCCGGCCUCCGCCAUUAGAGAUGGCACAUAUUUUUCCUCCGCCUGAACUGCCUCCGGUGAAUGACACUGAUAUUGUGGUAGCGAUUACUUGCACGUAUAGAAUUGAGAAACCAAAAUCCCCAAUUAGUAGUGAUGAGAAGAAUAAUGAUGGUGGGUUCGACUGCGCUAUUUGCUUCGAGAAUUUCGAAUAUGGGGUUGAAUGUAAGAUGUUUGUGGAGUGUAACCAUGGAUUUCAUAAGGCUUGCAUUGAUGAGUGGCUCUCCUGUCAUAAUCAUUGUCCGCUUUGUCGUGGUACAGUUAGACCUGGCCACACCACAAAUCUUGAUCGGGUUUAAUUAUCUAAUUAAAUUAGAAUUGAUCAGUAGAGAUUAGCAUUAGUAAUAUGUAUAUAUGACUCAGUCAAUUUAACAAUUUUGUUUCUUAAUCUUUUGAUGGUUUUUUUGGGUAUUUUUUUUUUUACUUUUUCUUUUUUAGUUAUUGUGGAAGUAACCCUAAUUUGAGAUUCAUUAGAAUUAUUAUUAGAGCACUCCCAACAACUUUUCUACUCUA